Messenger RNA from Suillus plorans, 1101 nucleotides. RefSeq lists its product as uncharacterized. Lineage: Eukaryota; Fungi; Basidiomycota; Agaricomycetes; Boletales; Suillaceae. The transcript has 10 exons. The record is from RefSeq and is a predicted model, not a curated record. Bases 1 to 1101 code for a protein of 366 amino acids.
AUGUCCGACGACAAUUUCCCUCCAAGCAACGACGAAAUGCAUACAUCUCUGCCUGUUGAAUUCUCACUUGACAGACACGCAGAUGAGAAUCAGGAUAUCGACCACACCCAGUGCCGUCAAGGUCAGGCAGAACAACGGGUCGGCCACCCUGGGCAUGCAUCUCGAAAGGACUACAGGCAGAACAGAAGUGUGUGCUAUUUUGGCUUCACUGUCAACCAGCCAAAAACUAAGUGCAUUCACACCAGCAAUCUCCAGUUAAACAAUGAUUGUCAAGCGGCUGGGGACUCUGGUGACAUGAAAGUUGAUACUGAUUCAGAGGUCCAACAAACCAGUGUUGGGUACUGCACGAAGGCAGCAAAGAGCAUACAGGACAGUGCCAUUGUUGCUAAAUGGAAGACACUUGGUUUCUUCCCAGAUCUUUGGAAUCAAUUGUGGCUUGGGAGCCGCAAAACCGUUGUCUUGAAGCAGUAUGAGUAUGACAUGGCCACUGUCCAAAUCACGAUUAACGUUGUUCCUGUGAAGUACAAGCUGAGUGGCAGCAAGAGUGAGAUCAAACAGAAGGCGAACACGUUGUUGAAGAGCUCGAAAUUUUUGCAUGGAGAAUGUGAUGAGCAUGAUCAUACUUCUAACUUUGUGCACAGUGGCCUCUGCUCUGUCUGCCUUCAAGCAUUCUAUGACGGUGGUUUGAAAUUGUUACAACAAUUUCCUGAAUUUUGUCACACCAUCCCUUGCAAAGCCCUUCUCCUUGUCGUGACCAUCAUAAGCCUAUUGAAUCAGUAUGUUCACAAUGUUAUUCACAUCUACUUGAUGUAUGGCUACAUGAACACCAAGCAAACAGCCUUGGGAGAUUCUGAAAAGAUGACGAAUAUCAUUGCAAGAAGCUCGAUGAUGAGCUCUGAUCUUGGGCUGUGGCUGGCAUACAGGACCAGGGUUGUUGUCGAUGGCGAACCUGAACUCAUCUGCACAUUUCCAUGCUUGCCUGUGCCUCCACUCCUCUCAUUCUGGCGCCUUCUGGUGUCAUUCGCAUAUGUUCAAGCCACAUCAACAUUCACUGAUGUGCGCUGGGCAUAUGCAUUAGGCACUGGCGGCUGUUGGGAUUGA